Plenodomus lingam JN3 is the source of this 2481-nucleotide messenger RNA. It is a transcript of the gene MAK5, whose product is annotated as ATP-dependent RNA helicase. Gene Ontology annotation, molecular function: RNA helicase activity; nucleic acid binding; ATP binding. Lineage: Eukaryota; Fungi; Ascomycota; Dothideomycetes; Pleosporales; Leptosphaeriaceae. The record is from RefSeq and is a predicted model, not a curated record.
AUGAAGCGCCCACACAGUGCUACCAAAGCGGCGCAAAAGCCGCACAAGCGCCCCAAGAUUAUUUCCAACUUUGCCAAACCGCUUCCCACGAAGACGAAGCGCAAGGUCCGCCUCGAUGAGCUGGGAUGGAAAGCUGUGCCCAUGCCUGAUCGAUUGGAGGAUACAGAGGGCUUCUAUGGACUUGAAGAGAUUGAUGAUGUCACGAUUGUCAAGGACCCAACAACGGGAAACCUCACGUUUGAGACUACCAAGACCGAAGAGGAAAUUGCAAAGGACGUUGAGGAGGCGUGGCAGCGUGAGGAAGAAGAGGCAAAACGACUCGAGCAAAUCACCUUUAGUGGUGAAGGAGGGCCAGCUAAUGACGAUAAGGGGCCAGCUGAGGAGGUAUCCGAGAAGCCUGUUCAGAAGGAGAGCGAAGAUGUGGAAUGGGAGGGCUUCAGCGACGAUGAAGAUGCGCCUGUCGAUGUGGAGCUGUCGAGCACUGCUGAAGACGACAUAGUGGAUACCAAUGGAGAUGUAAGCGCGUACAAGGACGAAAAAAACGAUAAGAAGAAAAAGAAAGAGCCCAAGGAAAAGAAGGAGAAGAAGGGUGCCGAGAAAGAGCAGACACCCGUGAGUGGGGUAGACAACGACGAUGGGGAAGAGUCUGACAGCACUGAGCUGAGUGACGGUGAAACCUUUGGGCCGAGCGCCUUUGACAUUCUUGCCGAUCAGCCAAUCGACGACGAUGAUGAGGUGGAUGUUUCGGCCUGGGAGGAGCUGAAUUUGUCUGAGCAGGUGCUGGACGCACUUGCGAAGCUCAACUUUCAAAAGCCAACCGAGAUUCAAGCAUCCACGAUACCAGAGAUUAUGGCGGGCCGUGAUGUCAUCGGCAAGGCUUCAACAGGUUCGGGAAAAACACUUGCUUUCGGUAUCCCGAUUAUCGAAUCCUUCCUUUCAGCCCAACCAGGACUGAAGGAUUCCAAAGAUCACACACCCAUCGCGCUCAUCGUUGCACCUACAAGAGAACUUGCGCAUCAAAUCACCGCACAUCUCAUUGCGCUGUGCACUAAAGGGGAUUUCAAUGCCCCUCACAUCGCAUCCAUUACUGGUGGUUUAUCUGUUCAGAAACAGCGACGACAGCUUGAGAAAGCAGAUAUUGUGGUGGGCACCCCGGGUCGACUGUGGGAAGUCAUCAGCACCGGGCAAGGGCUACUUGAGAAGUUCAAGCAGAUUCGCUUCCUCGUCAUUGACGAAGCGGAUCGCUUGUUGAGUGACGGCCAUUACCAAGAACUCGGAGACAUUCUCAAGAUUCUUGAGCCAGACAGCGAAGCCGUCGAUGGCGAGAAUGAUGAUGCAACUCCAGAGCUUAACCGCCAAACCUUGGUCUUCUCCGCAACCUUUGGAAAGAGUCUGCAACAAAAGCUCGCAGGCAAGUCCCGACCUGACAAGGCCGAAAUGAGCCAGCAAGCGUCUAUGGAGUAUCUACUUAAAAAGCUCAAAUUCCGCGAGGAAAAGCCCAAGUUCAUCGACGCAAACCCCAACUCGCAAAUGGCAAACAAGCUCAAAGAAGGUCUGAUCGAAUGCGCCGGGCCUGAAAAAGAUCUCUACCUAUAUUCGCUCCUCAUGUUCUACAGCAAGAAGCGCGCCCUAGUCUUCACAAACUCCAUAUCUGCCGUCCGCCGCCUAACCCCUUAUCUCUGUAACCUCGACCUCCCUGCCCUUCCCCUCCACUCCAACAUGGCACAAAAAGCCCGCCUCCGCUCCAUCGAGCGCUUCAAAGAACGCCCUGGCUCCAUCCUUGUCGCAACCGACGUUGCCGCCCGCGGCCUCGACAUCCCAAAAGUCGAACUCGUAAUCCACUACCAUCUCCCCCGUGCCGCAGACACAUACGUCCACCGCUCCGGCCGCACCGCCCGCGCCGACGCCUCAGGUACCAGCAUCCUCAUCUGCGCCCCCGAAGAAGUCGCCGGCGUCCGCCGCCUCGUGGCCAAGGUUCACGCUCGCUCCUCCUCCAACACCCCCACCACCCCCGGCAGCAAACCCUCGGGCAAGAAAAAACCAGCCUACUUCAUCCGCACCCUCGAUCUCGACCGCCGCAUCAUCUCCCGCCUCCGCCCACGCGCCCAACUCUCAAAACGCCUCGCAGACACCGUCAUCGCAAAGGAAAAAGCACACGCCGAAUCCGACGUCCUCCGCCAAGCCGCAGACGACCUCGGCAUCGACUACGACAGCGACGAAUUCGACAGGGAGGCACCCGGCCGCAAGGGCAGGGGCACAGGCCGCAAGAAGAAGGAGAAGGAGGCUAGUGCCAUGACCAAGGCGGAGAUGGGGGCCCUGAGGGCACAGUUGAAGGCCCUGUUGAGUCAGAGGAUUAAUACGGGGGUGAGUGCGAGGUAUUUGACGAGUGGGGGGGUGGAUGUGGAUGCGCUUGUUAGGGGCGAGGGGAAUAGUGGGUUUUUGGGGAGUUUGGGUGGGUUGGGGGUUGGGUUUGAGGACUGA